CCCCCAAACAAUGCUGAAGGCGCCCCCAAUGGCCUUAUGCAGGGUUCUGUGCACCUGUGUUUUUUAGGCACCUUAAGCUCUAUAAUCUCGCCAGCGUUGUCUUCCAGGUUAUCAGUGGCGCUCUCGCUGCCUGCGUGUGCGCAGUGUGGUUGGACGCGCUCGGGAUUGACGCAUCAACCCCAUCACCAACGCUGCACUGCAUCACACUACCUAACAACCUUACCUGACCAUCACCGCUACCGACCUCUACCACCAGUGACUGCGUUUGUCUCGACUGACUGAUGAUUUAUUUUACAUACUCGCCUUCUCAUCUUUUACUAUCCUACUAUCCAUCAACACCAGCCCUGUGUUGUUGCUCCCAUUUCAUUCCACUUGCAUCUAAGCCGUCUCUCUUGCAGUACCAGCACUUUCCGCCCUGCAUUGCCAGGCGAAAACAAAGAACUACCUCCCGCACAAACACAACACCUCCCAUGGUCAAGCAAUCUGGGUGGCCAGCCGGACCUCUAGUUCUAUCCGAAGCAGACAGACAUCAAAUCCAAACCGCCUUGCGAUAUCUGAACCGGUUACAAGCUGAUCUGACCUGAGCAUACGACGCGUGUGCUCCUGCCAGGAGCUCGUCGACCAGCCGCCAAAACGCAUUCCUCAAAGCAACUGCUUAUUCCACUUCUUAAACCGCCUUGACAUCUUUCAAACCGUCCACAACCUCGUUUCACUGUCUUCAUUCUCGUGUGCUGCAAAUAUUCAAUGGGCCAACAACAGUCGAAAAGCAGCGAUGGAUCUAAAACCCCAAUAAAGAGUAAUUCUUCCUCCAGUCUCGUACCUGACAGCCUGCAACAAUACCCCUCCAUAUCCAGAUCCGACACCAAGGAGAGUACUUCGAGGUCGAUCCGUUCUUCUAUCAGGAGCAAAAUCAAGAGUUCGGGAGAUGAAAAGACAAACGAUAGUCCGCGAGCCUCAGGCUCUGCUCUGGCGGGUCUGGAGGGUUCAAAUACAGACAGAGGAGAUGCGAGUUCGAUCGCGAGUGGCCGGUCAGGCUCCUCUCGUGCCACGAAAGAGAGGGCCGCAAGCGCGCCGCUGGUAGAAUCUCCCACAUCGCCUACGGAUAACGAUGAUAUCCCGUCCCCAGGGACUGCCACGCCCGCUCGACCGCCAUCGCCAACUCAGUCCAAGUCUGUUGGCAAAGGCCACAAAUCGGUAGACCGUGCGCAGCGGACUGGAGAGGUGGGGGCGGUCUCUGACGAAGCACCUCAUCAGGCUCACAUUCACUCGUCGACUCAGAAGGCAGGAGAGUCCAUCUUGGUGAAACGCGAAAACCAAAUCAACCCUCGAACGCCCGAAACGAAAGCCUCACUCCGCGCCAAGCUGGCGGAUUUGCCCGGCGGAGCAUCACCUGGCCAGAGUAUGGCGAUUGGAGAUGUGAACGAUAUGGACUUGGAUGAUAUGAUAUCACGGCUCCUCGACGCAGGAUAUAGUACUAAGGUCACCAAGGCUGUGUGCCUGAAGAACGCCGAAAUUACCGCCGUUUGUAUGGCUGUGCGGGAAGUUCUGCUGUCGCAGCCGGCGCUGCUGGAACUGAACGCCCCGGUCAAGAUUGUGGGCGAUAUUCACGGCCAAUACAACGACCUCAUCCGCCUAUUCGAAAUGUGCGGCUUCCCGCCAACUGCCAACUUUCUCUUUCUGGGGGACUACGUGGAUCGGGGAAAGCAAUCUUUGGAGACGAUCCUCUUGUUAUUCUGCUAUAAGCUGAAAUAUCCCGAGAACUUCUUCAUCCUCCGCGGCAACCAUGAAUGUGCGAAUGUGACGCGGGUGUACGGGUUUUAUGAUGAAUGUAAACGACGAUGCAACAUCAAGAUUUGGAAGACGUUCAUCGAUACCUUCAACUGUCUCCCGAUCGCUGCCAUUGUGGCAGACAAGAUCUUCUGUGUCCACGGCGGUCUGUCACCCAGUCUGUCUCAUAUGGACGACAUUCGACAAAUUGCCCGCCCCACGGAUGUUCCCGAUUACGGUCUGCUCAACGAUCUGUUAUGGAGUGAUCCGGCAGAUAUGGAUCAGGACUGGGACUCCAACGAACGGGGAGUGAGCUACUGUUUUGGCAAGAAGGUGAUUGUGGACUUUCUUGCCCGGCAUGAUUUCGACUUGGUCUGCCGCGCACACAUGGUGGUGGAAGAUGGUUAUGAAUUUUUCAAUGAUCGAUUGCUUGUUACAGUCUUCUCCGCUCCCAAUUACUGCGGUGAGUUUGACAAUUGGGGUGCUGUCAUGUCAGUCUCCAGCAAUCUGUUGUGCAGCUUCGAACUAUUGAAGCCUCUUGACUCCAGUGCCCUGAAGAGUCAUAUUAAGAGGGGCAGGAACGCUCGACAAAAUAUGCUCAACAGCCCGCCUGCACAAGUAUCUGCUCAAAGUUACUAAAAAUCUGGCCCAGACAAAAAGCAACUACAGCAAUCGGUGCUGUCAAGGGUGUCUUCAUUAUGUUCGACCGUUGAGGGCUGCGGCCAGUCGAAGCCGACUGCUCACGAAGCAAAGUCCCAGUGGAUGGCGCAGGUCUACAGCCGACUUUGCAGGCUGUGGUGGUGACUUGAUCGCGUUUUUGUUGAUAAGUGCUCACAGUGAGCUCCUCCGGCGUAGGUUUGGCGUUCUGCUGGCCGAUUGGGCCGAACAGCGAAGUGGUAGGGGUACCGGAGAAGCAUGUCUUGAACAACAACUGAACUUUCGGAGAUGAAUCAGACUCGGAUGGAGUUGAAACGAACCAGCUGGUGGUGGGCUUUGUGCCUGGAGUGUAUUAUUGCUUCCUCGAUAUGAAUUGUACGAGUUGGACGGAAGGAGAACGGGUACCUUAGCUGUGCUGUGCAGUGCUUCCAGGUCGCAAGACGACGAGCAAUAGUGAUGCGAUGAAGAUGGAACAGAUCGUGGCGCAGCAGCACGUACAAAACUCACUUUAUGAACCAGGCACUGUUGCCAGGAAGUCCCUGAGGAGAAAUCCCCUGCUCUAGUAUGCCACUUUGUUGGCGAUGCCCUCUUCCUAACUUUGAGAUCUGAUGUGCUCUUGCAGUUUUCAGCAGUGAGGAUGAAUGAAAGGUUCAAUUGAUAAACUUGAAACAAGACG
Molecule: messenger RNA, 3100 nt
Organism: Exophiala dermatitidis NIH/UT8656
Lineage: Eukaryota; Fungi; Ascomycota; Eurotiomycetes; Chaetothyriales; Herpotrichiellaceae
Product: protein phosphatase
Exons: 4
Coding region: 745-2406 (553 amino acids)
Cellular component (GO): nucleus; cytoplasm
Molecular function (GO): protein serine/threonine phosphatase activity
Source: RefSeq, a predicted model, not a curated record